AUGCCUCUAGAUUUUUGGAAAAAAGUAUUAUGGUCGGAUGAGAGCACAUUUGAAUUAUUCGGACAAAAACGACGGUCUAAGAUAUGGCGAAAAACUGGUGAAGCUCUCAAAGAAGUAAAUAUUCAAAAGACUAUAAAAUAUGGAAGUGGCAUACGUGCUGGCCCAACAUCCGUGCACAAGGACACAUCGAAUGUCAACAAUCCUUCACUUACGUUAUCUCCUAGCAACUUGAUAUCCAUACAUCCCAGUUCCUUCACCUCACACAGAUCUUCGUCCCUGACCACUGUCCGAAACGGGUGGUUCCUCAACCUAUCCUCUGUGUCCAUUCCAACAGACAUACAGUGUUUCCUACAACUAGGUGAGAACUUCGCUCUUCCACUAAACGAUAAACGUAAGAUUAUUUUCGAUUGCAUUAAGAGUGUUGAAACUGGUGUGCAUCGCAUGCCGAUCGAAAAUAGGAUCGCGAUCACCAACCACUCCAUUCCAAUUCUUAACGGCAUCAUUUCCUCUCCAAUCACAACAUCUCCGAUUGAUAAAUUAUUGUUAAGAAUGGAAUCGAAGACACGCGCCUUUUUGUCGGAGCAUACCAAUGUCCUUUUCACACACGCAGAUAAGGGCAAUGUCACAGUCGCUUUAGACAGAGAGGUCUACAUGGAAAAGAUGAUCACUCUGCUGAAUGACAAGGACACAUACUCUCUUAUCAAUAAAGAUCCCAUCAGGAAAAUCACGACAGCGAUAAGGUCCAUGCUCACCAGAUGGAAGACGAAGAAGUAUAUUAGCGAAACAAAAUACAAGACCUUAUAUUGUAGUGACGGAUCACUUCCGAGAGCUUAUGGUGUGCCGAAAAUACAUAAACCUUGUUGCCCUUUGAGGGUCAUUGUCUCUUCGUUGGGCAGUCCGCUCUAUCCACUGGCGACAUUCUUACACAAUAUAUUAAUUAAAUCCAUUCCUAAAGCAAAGAGUCAUAUAAAAAAUAGUUUCGAACUUGUUGAGAAACUAAAAAGAUUACACACUACAGACCAAUAUAAAUUAAUCUCACUGGACGUAAAAUCUCUGUUCACGAAUGUUCCGGUGGAUAUAGCCAUAGACUGCAUCAAUGAACAUUGGAUGUAUGUUGCCGGAGACUGUCCUCUACCUAGGGAGGAGUUUGUGGGGGCAAUAAGAUACGUGGAUGAUAUUUGUACUGCGGUUGAACCAUCAAGAAUUGACUCAAUAGUAGAACAAUUUAACUCGUUCCAUCCACGAUUACAAUUCACUUCUGAAUUUGGGGGUGAUGAAAUUAAUUUCCUGGAUGUGACUAUAUCGAUCAUUGGAAACGGGUUUGGAGUUGAUUGGUACC
This is a messenger RNA of Trachymyrmex septentrionalis, 1339 nucleotides long. RefSeq lists its product as uncharacterized. The transcript has 3 exons. The annotation marks the transcript as partial. Lineage: Eukaryota; Metazoa; Arthropoda; Insecta; Hymenoptera; Formicidae. The record is from RefSeq and is a predicted model, not a curated record. Gene Ontology annotation, molecular function: nucleic acid binding.